UGACAACUCGCAGGUUUUUCAACCUUACGUGUUGCGAACUCGCAGGAACAGUACAACAGUUAUGAGCCGUCACAGUAUGUUGUUGUCAUCAUCUCCUAUUCGUAUUCCUAGUAGCCGACUUCAUCAGAUCAGAAGGGAGGAAGGAGUGGAUUUAAUGAACAGAGAAACAGCACAUGAGAGGGAAGUGCAAACAGCAAUGCAGAUAAGCCAGUCAUGGGAGGAAAGCUUGAGCCUGAGCGACAAUGACUUGGACAAGUCUGAGAAAUCUUCCUCCCCAAAGAGAAUAGACUUCAUUCCAGUUUCUCCUGCUCCUUCACCGACAAGAGGAAUAGGAAAGCAAUGUUUUUCCCCAUCAUUGCAAAUGUUUGUGAGCAGUAAUGGAUUGCCUCCAAGCCCUAUUCCCAGUCCAACAAGGCGAUUCUCCAACAGGAGGAGUCAAAGUCCAAUCAACUGUAUCAGGCCCAGUGUUCUUGGCCCCAUUAAAAGAAAAGGUGAAAUGGAAACUGAAAGUCAGCCAAAGAGACUUUUUCAAGGAACAACCAACAUGCUUUCUCCAGAUGUUACACAUCUGACAGAUCUCAGUUCAUGCCUGUCUUCAGAUAUUCUCGAUGGAAGCAGCAGCAGCGUUGGCUCUUCCUCCGAAUCCCUGACUAAAGGCAGCAUAACCACAGAGUCUCCUGUAACGUGCUCCAACUCCUGCUCUUCAUUCAUUUUGAUGGAUGAUCUCUCACCGAAGUGACUUAACCUUCUGAGUCAGUGUCUGGCUGUGCUGUUCCCUCGCUGUACACUCGGACAGAGAAACGAACUCUCAUCCUUGAACCAUUAGCGCGUGGAUUAUUCAAAGGAAAAAUUAUUGUAACUGUAAUCCUUGGCGACUUUCCAGUGAUUUUGAUUUAUCCAUUUAAUGGACGUUGUAAACCACAUUCAUGUCUGGUUUUGUGAAUUUAUUUUUUAAACAAGGUGUCUGCUCAGAUUAUACUAACUUUUUUGCUUUCAGGAACUUGCGUAUACUUUUUGAUUCCGAGAAUAGGUUUCUACCUAUUGGUGUUGCAAUUUUUAGGAAAAUACUUCUGUCAUUAUCGUGGUCACUGCCUAGGGAAAUAUUUGGUUUGGAAGGAUUUGAAAAUACUAAUUUAUUUUCUGGCACUUCUAUCACCACGUAAAACUAUUCUCCUUGGUUUGUUUCAGUCCCUAGCCUCAAAUUCUCUUACAGAAAGGAGGAAAAAAAAUAAUCUUUUCUUAGUGCUGCUAGUCAUUUUUAUUACAGAAGACCACAGUGGGUCUGGAAAUCUCACUCUAUUUAAAAAAAAAAAAGCAAACAACCAGCCAACCCACAGCAAAAUAACUCAUGACUGGCACUUUUGCCAUCAAUGAAGAAAUAAUAGUCUACAAACAUGAUUAAAAUAGCUGCAUAGUUCUCUCCCCCGUUCCUUUAUCCUACAGAUUAUAUGAAACGAGGUCAAUAUUCAGCACGAUUUGGCCAAGGAAGAUGAAUCCCAUGCCUCGAUCUAAGACAUAGAGUGCAGAUAACUAAGCUAUUUAAACUACUGUGUAGGAGAACCACGUACGGCACCAUCGAUGUCUCCUGUGGCAUUGAGGUCAUAGGUAUUUUUGUGCCUUAGGGGACAUUGUUACAGAAUUAGGGAAUGUAAACCGGAGGGGUGGGAGGGAGGGAGGGAGGGAGAAGUCCUUUGUGUAGAGCUUGUCCAUGGAGUGCUUACCAGAACCUGUCCUCCCUGCUGCUUCCCUCCGAGCUCCUUUCCCAAGCCUCUGCUCCCUCGCGAGGUGCCACGGGCUGCCCAAGUCCCACCUGCCACUGCCUGCAGCGUCGAUGCCUUCGCUGGUGGAGAACAAAGAGCUAAGAGAAUAUUUGAUUCCUAAGGAAAGACUUAAGAGGUUGGACUGAAUUGAGCUCUGCACAUUGUUUGGCGAAGGAGUUGAGCUGUGAGUAGUCUUGAUAACAGUACCUUGGUCGGUCUGAGGUAGGACAAGAGAUAUUUUACUUUUUAAAGACUUUAACGGGGCAAAAUAAAUCCGUUUGUAAUCUACUGUGUUAUGCUAUUUAUUAUUUAUAACUAUGUAAAAAGUCUGUGGUGAUGAAUUAUAGUAUUUUUUUAUGAUUGAAUAAGUUUUUUAUGUUCAGUAAUUGCUGGCUGGUUUGUAUUUAAUACGCAACAUUGUCUGCCAGAAUCAUAAGCUUCCAUUUUUGAAUGUUUGUAACAUAAAUGCUUUUGUUAUCUAAAAGUACAACUUCUGAUCUUUUUGAAAGAAAAUAGCACUGAAUUUAAGAUUAUGUGCUUUAAAAGUGAGCACAAUCUCUGGCAAUACUGUCUGGCUAAAAGGGGGAGGGGGAAAACCAUAGGUUUUGGGUUUGGUUUUUUUUUUCCUGUUCCGAAGAAGCCGUUGAGUUUCCAGAAGAUUUGUACAUACCAGAUUAUUUUUAAAAGUGUUUCCAUUAAAUUGUAAGUAGUACCAUAAUGGGCCAACAGUGGCACUAUUAUUUGUAUUAUCAUUUUCACCUGUGGAGCGUUAGUUCCCCACCUCAAAUAAAUGUGCAUAUUGUAAACUAUUGUCCAUUGGUGCCAUUUUUAAAUGAGCUCUGCAGUAUUGAAUGUUAAUUUUAUUUGUAUAUGCACAGUGCUAUUUCUUGAAUUUUUGGUGUCUUAAAUUGCUUAAUUAUUUUUUUAUUCAUGCCUGUAUCUUCUCUGCCUUCUUGGUGCUAAAAGAAGGCUGAUUUUACAUUUGCAAACUAUUGAUAAAGAGUCUGUGAUAAAAUUCGACCUGUUACCUGUGCCCCGGGUUCAUGAUACCAUGCUGUUACUGGUACUGUGAUUUGGGAAUCUGAACAAGGGGUGGCAGAAGGGGGAAACCUAUUGCAUGCUUUCUUAAAACCGAGAAGAGCACAGCUAUUUGCUUAUUUUUGGCUGACUUACCUGUACAAUUGAUGUAUUCCAGAUUUGUUUGUUAGUGGAGAGUCUUAUAUAAGUGCUGGCCUUUGUAAACAUUAGAAUGUAAGCUUCAUAAAGCAAACGCACAAAUAUUCACUCUUGUUACAGCAUUUUUUAUUUUUAGUGUUCUGGCUACUCUCUGCUCUUCAGAAGACAUUGCUCUUUUAUAAAAUACAUACAUAAUGUGCACACA
Calidris pugnax (ruff) is the source of this 3141-nucleotide messenger RNA. RefSeq names its product family with sequence similarity 122B (gene PABIR2). The record is from RefSeq and is a predicted model, not a curated record. Lineage: Eukaryota; Metazoa; Chordata; Aves; Charadriiformes; Scolopacidae. Gene Ontology annotation, molecular function: protein serine/threonine phosphatase inhibitor activity. The transcript is spliced from 9 exons. The coding region runs from base 62 to 739 and encodes 225 amino acids.